Messenger RNA from Notothenia coriiceps (black rockcod), 633 nucleotides. RefSeq names its product heterogeneous nuclear ribonucleoprotein Q-like. The record is from RefSeq and is a predicted model, not a curated record. Gene Ontology annotation, molecular function: RNA binding. The annotation marks the transcript as partial. The transcript has 3 exons. NCBI's taxonomy places the organism in Eukaryota, Metazoa, Chordata, Actinopteri, Perciformes, Nototheniidae.
AUAUUUGUUGGGAAGAUUCCCCGGGACUUGUUUGAAGACGAGCUGGUUCCUCUCUUUGAGAAGGCGGGGCCUAUCUGGGACCUGCGGCUGAUGAUGGACCCUCUGAGCGGCCUGAACCGCGGCUACGCCUUCGUCACGUUCUGCACUAAAGAGGCGGCGCAGGAGGCCGUCAAGCUGUGCAAUAACCACGAGAUCCGCCCCGGUAAACACAUCGGUGUGUGUAUAUCUGUCGCCAACAACCGGCUAUUCGUUGGCUCCAUUCCCAAGAGUAAAACGAAGGAGCAGAUCGUGGAGGAGUUCUCUAAAGUCACAGAGGGUCUCAGUGACGUCAUACUGUACCACCAACCCGACGACAAGAAGAAAAACCGCGGUUUCUGCUUCCUGGAGUACGAAGAUCACAAAACGGCCGCUCAGGCUCGCCGUCGCUUAAUGAGCGGAAAGGUGAAGGUUUGGGGGAACGUGGUGACGGUGGAGUGGGCCGACCCCAUCGAAAACCCAGACCCCGAGGUCAUGGCAAAGGUGAGCGUUAACGGUAUUCUAAAUCAAAAUGUCUCCGUUAGGCUGAUCUUACACAGGACUAAUCCCACUGUGAGUGAGUGAGUGAGUGAGUGAGUGAGAGAGAGAGUGAGAGAG